AAAAAAAACGAAGAGAUGAUUUUACUUGAAUAAGACUAAUCAUUUAUUUAAGAAGGAAUGAUGUUUUCUAGAUUAGCCAAAGAAUAUAUCGCCGGGAAUGAAAUUUGUUCUGGUUGCUAUCAGGAUGUAGAAACUAAUAAUAAUAACGUUCAAUGUCAAAGAAGAGAAAGUUUUUCUCUACAAGAGUUAAAUAUCAAUGAUAAACAAGAGGAAAAUUUGUGGCAAUCUAUUAUCGACGAGUACGAGAAAAAACAAUCACAGUACACCGAAUGGAAAAAAGAAAAGGAACGUUCGUCGAUCGUAAUACCUUAUCAAGAUGGACUAUCUAACUAUUUGAAUAGAAAAAUAUUUCCUUUAUUAUUACCAGCGAUGGAAAAUAUGCUAGUCGAAGCUCGUCGAUGGGACGCUCUUCGAAUACAAAAGUGUCGAUUUAAUGGUCUUGAUUAUUUGGCUGAAAUUUUGUGGAAUCUUAAUCCAAAAUAUCCAAAACGUGCACUUAAAUGGCACACGGUAUUCGAGAUACCGCAAUUUAAGUUAUUAUUACGUUUACAUCCGAGACCCAUCUUUCCAUUGUCCUGGCUCUUAACCAAGGAUGAAGCAGCUUUGUAUAUACAAAAAUAUGUCCGUGGCUGGUUAGUUAGAAAGUGCGAUAAUGUACAAGAAAUGAGACAAUUUUGGAAGGCUCUUGCAGAGGAGAAAGCAGAUAUUACUAAGAAUUUCAUGGACGAAGAUUUAGAAAUAGAACUAUAA
Molecule: messenger RNA, 750 nt
Organism: Vespa velutina
Lineage: Eukaryota; Metazoa; Arthropoda; Insecta; Hymenoptera; Vespidae
Product: IQ domain-containing protein K-like
Exons: 5
Coding region: 58-750 (230 amino acids)
Molecular function (GO): protein binding
Source: RefSeq, a predicted model, not a curated record